Prorocentrum cordatum is the source of this 1179-nucleotide messenger RNA. Lineage: Eukaryota; Dinophyceae; Prorocentrales; Prorocentraceae. The record is from the annotation of a GenBank genome assembly.
GCAAUGCCCCGCCAAUGGGGUAUGGAGCCGUGGCCCCUCACAGCGGACAAGUUGCGUGCUCUUGGGACGACGCUGAAGGCAGGCAAGUAUCGAUCGGCAUCCAUGUACUUAUCGGCGUACUGGGUGGAAGCUGAGCGUCGAGGUUGCCACCUCACGGGCACUAUGGUGCAGGUGCUUAAGGACGCCACGCGGUCGUGUAAUCGAGGCCUUGGGCCGCCUGUCCAAGCGUUGCCGUUCACUUUCGCGGACUUCCGGAAUUUACCGGGCAGCGAUGAUCCCUGGGUCAGAAACGGGCCGGUCGGCCCACGGAACUGCCUUGUAGGGGGCGUGUGGUGGCUUGCCCGGGAGGUGGAGCUCAGCGCGGCCCGCGCUUGCUUGGUGCGCUUUGUGGGUGACGGGGCAGAAAUGGUCGCAUCAUGGCGUCUGCCGGCAUCCAAGAACGACCCGUCUGCACUCGGCGCAACCCGGUCCCACGGGUGCUGUUGCGACGAGCCUCUGGGCGCGGAUCUGUGUCCCGCCCACACCUUGCAGGCACGAAUGGUCCUGUUGAGGCGGUUGUUCCCGCUGCGGUUCUCGCCGGAUGGGUCUCCAGACGACGACCUUCCGUUGUUUCCCACGAGCGAGGGCCGCGUUUGCACCAAGGACGCCAUGGUCGCGCACAUCGCCGCGGCCGCGGACCUCCUCCAUCUGCGUGAGGCUGGGGCAGACGGUGUGCAUCGGUGGACUGGCCAUUCACUGCGCGUCACAGGCGCGCGAUUCCUGGCCGGCGCGGGGCUUGACGCGCGGGCGAUGCAGCUCCUCGGAAGAUGGGGGUCCGACGCCGUCCUGGGGUACAUCCGGGACGCCCCGCUGGCAUGGUCGAACACGUGGGCCAACGAGAUGUACGACAACCUGAAGGAGAGCUUGGCCCGUUGCGCAGACAACCCCACGCAGCGUCCGAACACGCCAUCGACGUGUCCGGAGUAUCACCUUGCGGUAAAUCCGCAGUCUGGCAUCGUGCACAGGAUCGCGGCUGGGUACACCGUGCCCGCGCCAUGUGGUUGGAUCAUUGCGUGUGGCUGGAAGCCAUCAGAUCUGGCAGCGGCGACAAUGGAGCAUGCCUUGCCGUCGCCCUACAAGAAGAUGUGCUGUGAAUGCCUUCCAGCAGAGCGGGCGUUGGCCAAAGCGACCGCCCAGUAG